AUGACCGCCGACGAUGAUAUGAUCACCGCCGAGGAUUGUUGGACCGUCAUCCACUCACAUUUCGACUCCAAGGGUCUGGUCUCCCAGCAGAUCGACUCCUUCGAUGAAUUCGCCGGCUCGACCAUGCAGCAGAUUGUUGCUGAAAUAGGCGGCGCCACUCCUGCUCACGAUGACGACCCAAACCCCGGCCGUGACCGAUGGGGUAAAUUCGAGAUCUUCAAGAGCAUGAACGAGGAUGACGGCUCUGGCCAGGUGGUGGUGAAGAAGCGAUGGACGGUGACCAUGAAGACGCUGACCGUCAGCGCUGCGGCCAUGACGGAAGGUGACGGUAGCACGCGACCGCUGUUUCCUCACGAAGCUCGUCUACGAAAUUUGACGUACUCGUCUCCGAUGUACCUCGAUUUUUACACAAAGCAGGAGGUCGCCCGGGAGAGAGCCGCUGGUGGACACUUGGACUCGUCAGGCAUGUGGGUGCCACCGGAAGACUGGGAUCCAUCAUCACCAGACGCUUAUGAGACUGUAUGGGAGCUCGAUCCCGACCGGCCACCAGGGCAAGGCGAAUUCGAUGAAGUCUAUAGUCGGAUUUUCAUCGGAAAGUUGCCCAUCAUGCUCAAAUCGAAAAUCUGCACAUUACGGAAUCGGACUGAACCCGAGCUCUACGCUUUCCAGGAGUGUCCUUACGAUCAGGGAGGAUACUUUAUUAUCAACGGUAGUGAAAAGGUCCUUAUUGCGCAGGAGCGUAGUGCGGCCAACAUCGUCCAAGUUUUCCGGAAAAGAGGCUCGCCUACACCUGUCGUUGCAGAGAUCAGAAGUGCAAUCGAAGGCGGUACUCGAUUGAUGAGUUCGAUGUCGGUCAAGCUGCUGGCGGGAAGUGCACAGUCAGGCAAGGGCAAGACGAUCCACGUCUCGCUCCCGAUCAUCAAGGCAGAUAUUCCGUUGGUGAUCGUGUUCCGUGCGCUGAACGUGAUCUCCGACGAAGACAUUCUCAACACCAUCUGCCGAAAGGGCGAUACUCAAAUGCUGGAAAUGCUCAAGCCGUGUUUGGAGGAAUCCGCCCCCAUUCAGGACAUGGAUGCUGCCAAGAAUUUCAUCGGUACUCGUGGAAACAUCACUGGCGACAGGAAGAAGCGUGAGCGUCACGCCGAAGAUAUCCUAGUCAAGGAGUUCCUGCCUCACAUUUCGCAAAGCAAGGGUUGCGAGACACGUAAGGCUUUCUUCUUGGGAUACAUGGUCAAUCGACUGCUGCAAUGUGCGCUCGGCCGUAUCGAUGAGGACGAUCGUGAUCAUUUCGGUAAGAAGCGACUGGAUCUUGCUGGACCAUUGAUGGCACAGGUUUUCCGCCUUAAGUUUGCCCAGCUCGUCAAAGACACCAAGCAGUACCUGACCCGUCAGGUUGAGCAGAACAAGGAGCCUAACCUUGCACUCGCUAUCAAGACUAACAUUCUCACAUCCGGUCUACGAUACUGUCUUGCCACCGGUAAUUGGGGUGACCAGAAGAAGGCUUCCAGUGCCAAGGCUGGUGUCAGUCAGGUGUUGAACAGAUAUACAUAUGCUUCGACACUGAGCCAUCUUCGGAGAACUAACACCCCAAUUGGACGUGACGGUAAAAUUGCCAAACCGCGUCAACUUCACAACACUCAUUGGGGUUUGGUCUGUCCAGCAGAAACACCCGAAGGACAAGCUUGUGGACUGGUGAAGAAUUUGUCGUUGAUGUGUUAUGUCACUGUCGGUACCCCGACGCGACCUCUUGUUCACUUCUUGCAAUCCCGCUACCUGGAACCGCUCGAAGAUUAUGAUCCUGCUGCUAGCCCGAAUGCCACCAAGAUUUUCCUGAACGGUGUCUGGUUGGGUGUCACACACGGCCCGAAUCAACUGGUCGAUAUGUUGCAUGAGAUCCGUAGAAAGGGUGUCAUCAGCUUCGAGGUCACCAUCAUUCGAGAUGUCCGUGAACGGGAGAUCAAGAUUUUCACGGAUGUGGGUCGUGUCUGCCGACCUUUAUUUGUGGUGGACAACAAGCCUGGCUCACCCGGUCGAGGUGGACUGGUUCUCAAGCGAGAACACUUGAAGCGGUUGGAGCAAGACCAGGAAAUGCUUUCCAGCACCGAUGGCAUGAGCGAGGAGGAUCGUCAGAAUUACAUUUACGGCUGGAAGGGUCUACUGGAGGACGGUGUGGUCGAAUACCUGGAUGCCGAAGAAGAAGAGACCGCCAUGAUUAUCAUGACACCUGAAGAUCUCGAAGAGCACCGCAUGCUCCGAUCGGGUCUGCCCAGCUUCGAAGAGUCCAAGGCCGAUCCUCACCGACGUAUCAAACAAAAACCUAACAAGCAUGUGCGGACAUGGACCCAUUGUGAGAUUCAUCCUGCUAUGAUCUUGGGUAUCUGUGCCAGUAUUAUUCCCUUCCCCGAUCACAACCAGAGUCCCAGAAAUACGUAUCAAUCUGCGAUGGGGAAGCAAGCGAUGGGUAUCACCCUGACUAACUACAACGUGCGUAUGGACACCAUGGCGAACGUGCUUUACUACCCGCAAAAGCCGUUGGCCACCACUCGCAGUAUGGAGUACCUGAAAUUCCGCGACUUGCCUGCUGGCCAGAACGCCAUUGUUGCAAUCGCUUGUUACUCUGGUUACAACCAGGAAGAUUCCGUCAUCAUGAACCAGAGCAGUAUCGAUCGAGGUCUUUUCAGAUCCUUGUUCUACCGUGCAUACAUGGACCAGGAAAAACGUGUCGGCAUGCAAGUUGUGGAGGCAUUCGAGAAGCCCGUUCGUGCCGAUACCAUGAGAAUGAAGCAUGGAACGUACGACAAACUCGACGACGACGGAAUCAUCAGCCCCGGUUGCCGUGUUUCCGGUGAAGAUGUCAUCAUCGGCAAGACCGCGCCUAUCCCCCCGGAUGCCGAAGAACUUGGACAGAGGACCAAGUUGCACGUCAAGCGCGACGUCAGUACACCACUGCGAUCUACAGAAAACGGUGUCAUUGAUCAAGUCCUUCUCACCACGAACUUGGAAGGCUUGAGAUUCGUCAAAGUCCGUACGCGUGUCACGAAGGUUCCUCAAAUCGGAGACAAGUUCGCCUCACGUCACGGACAGAAGGGUACUAUUGGUAUCACGUACCGACAAGAAGACAUGCCUUUCUCCGCCGACGGUCUCACUCCCGACAUUAUCAUCAACCCUCACGCUAUUCCAUCCCGUAUGACCAUUGCCCAUUUGGUUGAAUGUCUCCUCUCCAAAGUCGGCGCUCUCAACGGCCAGGAAGGUGACGCCACGCCCUUCACCGACGUCACCGUCACCUCCGUCUCCGAAAUUCUGCGCGACCACGGCUUCCAACAGCGCGGUUUCGAAGUCAUGUACAACGGCCACACGGGCAAAAAGCUCAACGCCCAAAUCUUCCUCGGCCCGACCUACUACCAGCGCCUGCGCCACAUGGUCGACGACAAAAUCCACGCCCGCGCCCGUGGCCCUCUGCAGAUCCUCACCCGCCAGCCGGUCGAAGGUCGUGCGCGCGACGGCGGCCUGCGCUUCGGAGAAAUGGAGCGCGACUGCAUGAUCGCGCACGGCGCGUCCGCAUUCUUGAAGGAGCGACUCCUUGACGUCUCGGAUGCUUUCCGCGUACACAUCUGCGAAAUCUGCGGUCUGAUGACGCCGAUUGCGAAAUUGAAAAAUUCACAAUUCGAAUGUCGUCCUUGCCAGAACAAGACGAAAAUCGCCCAGAUUAUCAUCCCGUAUGCGGCGAAAUUGCUGUUCCAGGAACUCGCGGCUAUGAAUGUCGCUACUCGCAUGUUUACGAAUCGGAGUGGAGUCAGUAUUCGGUAG
Molecule: messenger RNA, 3807 nt
Organism: Dissoconium aciculare CBS 342.82
Lineage: Eukaryota; Fungi; Ascomycota; Dothideomycetes; Mycosphaerellales; Dissoconiaceae
Product: DNA-dependent RNA polymerase II RPB140
Exons: 2
Coding region: 1-3807 (1268 amino acids)
Biological process (GO): DNA-templated transcription
Cellular component (GO): RNA polymerase II, core complex
Molecular function (GO): DNA binding; ribonucleoside binding; DNA-directed RNA polymerase activity
Source: RefSeq, a predicted model, not a curated record